AACAAGCAAAAACGUAUCCGUUUCAGCAAUUUUCUCUCGGUGCUCACGUGGGAGAGAUGUGCAAACUCGGCCAGCAUACAAAACCCAUGGCAUAUCGUGACUGAAAUAAGCCGAGCGGACACGGUAAUGAGUGAUUGCUAAAUUAUUCUCUUGAAUGCUUUCAUUUACAUUGUUUAUGUAUAAAAACAAAAGGCGUAUUGCCCUGCCUGUUAACAUAGUUUGAAACUCAAUCAAUGAGGACAUAUUGACCAGAGAUGUAGUACAUGCUAGAUGAACGGAAAAAGACGCCGUUUUGGGAACAUCCUUUGAGUGCACCUUUUAACAUGAACGUCGUUCAAGUUCAGACUGUGUUGUAUGCCUUAAGAUGUAUCAACCGUUUAAUGUCCUCUUAAGCAAGUCAUUACAGAAUUUAUCAGCCAAAAGGUAUUCAUUUCAUUCAACGGAAGCUCUUAGUAUUCAUUACACGGACUAUGUUUAAAGAAGGUACUGGCGUCUGAUGCAGCGGUUUAUAAAUUCACCCACAGAUACGGAAUCUUUCACUGCGUCGCCAGCUGUCAGCACGAGCACUUGGAAGAUGGUUCAGAAAAACUGUUGACAUCGUAUGGUUUGCGGUGCUUAUACGGUUCGUGCGAUAGUGACGUGGCCAUGACUUGAAUGAUUUUUAAAAAGAAAAUCACUGACACAAGUUUUACUUUGAAAAUAUAAGAUGGAUACAGAGAUAGGAGACAACAUUAUAUCAGUUGAUCUGUGGACCAAACACAAUGGAGCGGGCUCAAAUUUGUCAUAUACUGACGGAGAUGGGUUCGGACAAUCCGUGUCGAUUCCCAACGAUUCACAGAGGAACAUUAUCCACGGAAACCAGUCUGAAGUGGCACAAUUACCUCUGUAUUUGAUGUUCAAUUCGGACAGCCUAAUUUCCAUUGUAGCCUAUGCCUGUCUCAUGUUCUUGGCAGCCGUUGGAAACCUCACGGUUUUCAUCACAUUAUUCAGGAACAGGCAUCGCCGAUCGCGAGUGAACAUGUUUAUAAUGCACCUGGCCAUUGCAGACAUGGAAGUCACCUUUGUGAUGAUCCCGAUUGAAAUUUCCUGGCACAGCACUGUGCAGUGGUUGGCGGGAGAUGCCUCGUGUCGACUGUUGGCGUUCUGCCGUGCCUUUGGAUUUUAUCUUUCCUCAUUUAUUUUGGUGGCGAUAAGCCUCGACCGGUAUUUCGCUAUCAUUCAUCCUCUCAGUAUGCAAGACGCAGACAAGAGAGCUAAGAUAAUGCUGGGGAUUUCGUGGUGUUUGGCCAUGGUGUGCAGUAUACCCCAGAGUGUGAUAUUUCACUUGGAACAUCACCCAGAAUACUUUUGGUACACACAAUGCGUGACGUACCAUUUCUUUCCCUCGGACGCCCAUGAGCUGGCGUAUAAUCUGUUCAACUUCACUGCCGUGUAUGCCAUGCCAUUGGUAGUGAUUACCAUGUCCUACUCCUUUAUCAUUUGGGAGAUUACGAAAAAGACCAAACAAAGUCGAGAAGAGACGACUAGCAUAAACGAGACGACGUCCAGAGGAACCAGCUGUUUAAGGCGAUCAGGCGUGGGGAACAUAGAAAGAGCAAGGAUAAGGACCCUAAAGAUGACUGUCAUGAUUGUACUGUUUUUCGUGAUAUGCUGGACUCCUUACUACGUCAUAUCUGCGUGGUUUUGGUUUGAUAGUGAAUCAGCAAAGAAGGUCGACUCAAAGAUACAACGUGCGAUGUUUCUAUUAGCUGUGUCAAACUCUUGCAUCAAUCCGGUCGUAUAUGGCAUGUUCUCGAUCGAUUUUAAGCGUGAAUUUCUCCGAUGUUGCUUCAAAGCUAGAAGACCCCAGCAGACAACAUGUUCCAACAACUCCCGAGGGCAGUUUAUAUUUCGUAGAACAUCGAAAUCUUCCCGAAUGUCUUCGGGUACCAACCAGAACCAGAUCAUAGAGUGCAGGGAAAACAGCACCAGUAGCAGCAGUGGGAACAGCACUUCUAGACUGAUGAACAAACGCCCAGAAUGGCUGGAGCAGGAAAACAAAGGGGUGGGUGUAAAAUCUACAAGCUUGUCUAGUCCUAAUACUCCGCCUCUUUCCCUUCAGAAGGAAUGGCCUAAUUCGCCAGGAGCCGAAACAGAGUUUUCGUUCGUUGACAGCCAAAGCCGAAAAUAUAGCGCAUAUAGUGAUAGUAGUACAUGUAGUACAGCAAGGUUGGUGUCCCACAGAAGUAUACCAAACAAAAGUGACAAGCAGCACCGCAAAGAAAAUGAGUACAAGGUAUUAACAGACCCCAGUGGAGGCACGUUGAAAAAACUUAUUUACAAAAUAGCACCACGACCUCCAUCGACGUCUACGUCUUAACAAAUGAAUUGUAUGUUGAAGUUCGCAUUGCCUGCAAAGGAGGCAACAUAGGAUCUGGGAGUCAAACGUUGUCUCUUUUACUGACAACGGAAAAGUGUAUCAACAUAUAUACAGUGGGGCAAUGCUUCAGUCGUUACUACAUUGUUUCACAACAGAUUAUCUAUUUCGCUAAAUUAUUUUUGUAGGAAAGUGCGUAUUUAUUUACUCCAGCCUUGCCAAUGUCCAUUUAUACGCAUUCUACGUAUUUUUCUAUUUCAUCCAAGGAUUCAUUGAAGUUAUAUAUAUGUAUCUCAGAAUGCCAAUAAUAUUUCUGGUACACUUUAAGAAAACACAAUGUGAUUCAUUGACAUUUAUUCACUGAAAAACUCGUUUUAAAUUAGAUGUAGUGUAAGAUUGUAUCCAAGUACCAUUUAGUCUACUUCAAUUGUAUAUUUUAAGGUCAAUCUUGGUGUGAUUAGGCGGUUUUCUUUUCUACGAAAUUUUGUCAAACAAAGCUUGCCUUCUAUAACUGGGUGAAAAAAAUUGAAUAAGUUAUCUAAUCAUGAGUGACUUUCGUUGUGUACUAGUAGGCCUAAAUAUUGUAUACUCUGCAAGUGUAAAUGUAAGAUAUUUUCCGUCGCCUUGUACAAAUUGUAA
Lingula anatina is the source of this 2995-nucleotide messenger RNA. Its product is annotated as adipokinetic hormone/corazonin-related peptide receptor variant I. NCBI's taxonomy places the organism in Eukaryota, Metazoa, Brachiopoda, Lingulata, Lingulida, Lingulidae. The record is from RefSeq and is a predicted model, not a curated record. Gene Ontology annotation, biological process: G protein-coupled receptor signaling pathway; cellular response to hormone stimulus. Gene Ontology annotation, cellular component: plasma membrane. Gene Ontology annotation, molecular function: peptide binding; vasopressin receptor activity.